CACAAAGAAGACAUUUUUUAAUUAUAAUUUUUUAUUUUCCUCCUCCCUGGUAUCGGAGCGGGCUACCAUCCGGACAGCUUGACGGCUAACGGUCGCUUUUAGCCUCCAUGAUUCAGCGCCUGUUUCACCUGAGUGGCUGAAGAUUCAAGGAACAAACGAUGGAUCAAAAUCUGUUCGGAGGAGUCCCCAGGUUCCUCACCCGCCCCAAGGCCUUCUCGGUGUGUGUGGGCAAGGACGCCACGCUGAGCUGCACCAUCGUGGGCAGCCCAACCCCGCUGAUCACCUGGGAAAAGGAAAAGCUCAAGCUAACAUCCGGCGGCCGCUUCAAGACCGUGGAGGAUGGAGACGUGUACCGCCUGACCAUCUACGACCUGACGCUGGAGGACAGCGGACAGUACAUGUGCCGGGCCAAGAACAGUGUUGGGGAAGCGUACGCUGCUGUGACCCUGAAAGUGGCCCUGCCGACAGAGAUGGCUCAGAGGGCCCCUGUUUUCAUGGUGAAGCCUACCUCUGCACGUGUGGGUCUGGGAGGUGAUGUGGUUUUCCUCUGUCGGGUUGCAGCUUACCCCGAGGCCAACUUUGACUGGGAGAAGGAUGGGCGCUACCUGGGUGAGUCGAACCGCAUCAAGAUUGUUUCUGACAGCGACAGCAGCACCUUGAAGAUCCAGAGUGUGCGCAACCUGGACAGCGGCACCUACACCUGCAGGGCCCAGAACGCCGUCGGUCGAGCUCAUGCUGCCGCAGCUCUUGCUGUGGACGCUCAGGAUUCUCGCCACCUGACUUCAGAUAAGAGCACCUCCCUCCUCUCGCACCUACAAAAGCGCAAAGAGGAAAUGAAGAAAGACAUCGCCGUGUAUCGCACCGAAGAAAGCAGCGCCUCGGUUUCUUCCUCCUCCACGGUCAACAUCUCCAAUUCUUUGAGCUCUCUGGGUCUGGAACACGAGCUGAGGGCAUCUGCACUGGCGAAGCUUCCCAAAGGUGUGUUCACGCGUACCUGCACAGUGACUGAGGGCAAGCAUGCCAAACUCAGCUGCUUUGUGACGGGGCACCCCAAACCCCACAUUAUCUGGAGGAAGGACGGGACAAACAUCAGCGAGGGCCGCAGGCAUGUGAUUUAUGAGGACCAAGCUGAGAACUUCAUCCUCAAGAUCCUGUAUUGCAAGCAGAGCGAUAACGGUCUCUACACCUGCAAUGCAACCAAUAUGGCUGGGCAGACCUACAGUGCUGUGUUGGUAACAGUCAAAGAGCCUAAAGUGCCAUUCAGGAGGAAGCUGCAGGAUGUGGAGGUACAGGAGAAGACCUCGGCCACGCUGAUGUGUGAGGUGCCUCUUAUUGCCACCCAGGCCAACUGGUUCAUGGAGGAGACGCGGCUGGAGCAGAAUAUAAAAUACCGCAUGGAGGAGGAAGGCACUCUGCGUCGUCUCACCAUACACAAUGUCACCACCAACGACGACGGGGUUUACAUCUGUGAGAUGAAAGAGGGCAGCCGCACCGUGGCAGAGCUCACUGUCCUUGGUAACAUCACUAAGAAGCUUCCUCGGCGAACAGUUGUCCCUGUCAGCGACACUGUCAUCUUCUGCGUGGAGCUGGAGCACCCAUGUCCAGCUGCCUACUGGACUCGCAAUGGGGAGAAGCUGAAGGAAGAUUCCCGUAUUUCCAUUGCCUGCGUGCUUAGACAGUACACACUCACAAUAAGAGACUGCCAGGCAGAUGACUCUGGAGAGGUGGCCUUCGUAGCUGGAGACUGCAAGACUUCCACACGGUUCACCGUCACUG
Messenger RNA from Stegastes partitus (bicolor damselfish), 1776 nucleotides. Its product is annotated as obscurin-like. Lineage: Eukaryota; Metazoa; Chordata; Actinopteri; Pomacentridae. The annotation marks the transcript as partial. The record is from RefSeq and is a predicted model, not a curated record. The transcript has 4 exons.